Messenger RNA from Oppiella nova, 807 nucleotides. The record is from the annotation of a GenBank genome assembly. Lineage: Eukaryota; Metazoa; Arthropoda; Arachnida; Sarcoptiformes; Oppiidae.
GAGGGCAUCGGAAAGCUUAAGAUACAGUCAACUGGUGUUCAGUUGUCAGGAGAGGCCUUACUAUUGGAUAACGUCUAUGCAGGUGCUAUUCGCUCAAGAAAGGAUCAGAGCCUUAGAAUACAAUCGGAUGAAAGCAUUGUAAUGAACGCCAGACAUACAAAUAGUGAUAGCGAUGUAUGGAAUCGAUUAUUUGUGGCCAAUAAUAGAGUCAAUGGAAUCGCAAAUCAAUUUGUAGUGAAAAGUCCUGACGGAAGGCUACUGUUCUUAGUUAGUGAUAAAAAUGUUGUCGUCGCUACUGAUAAGCUGAGGGUCAACAGUAAUCCUAAUCUGACAUGUGAUGGUAAUCUCAUGUGCGCUACUAAUGCCUUUCUCUCACUCACUCCCUGUACUCCCUGUGCCCUCUCAGAUGCGGCAGUACAAUCAAAUACAUUGGAUGAGCUGAACGUCUUGUCUCCCACCCGACGCAUCAAAAUAAAAGGACCGCAAAAAGUAUUUAUUAAAUGCAGUUCUGCUGGAAAUCUAUUGGCUUCGAGUGUCAAUAACUUAUACUUUCGCUCCAAACAGAAAAUCAUCCAUUUGGAUUCAAAGCAAAUUGAAUUUCGCGAUUUGCGAAUCGCUUACCCAACAAAAAGGGGCCGAACCUACCCGGCCAUAUAUCAAUUAUGUGUGUGCGCCCAGUCGGGCAAAUUAUUUAUGGUGCCCCCGGAGGCCAGUUGUCGCACCGACGCCACCUUUCCGAUUGACGCCAAACAUAUCACUGCCGCCAGUGAUGGCAUCGUUUCGUGUCUUCCAUAUCACUAUAAAUGA